Messenger RNA from Parastagonospora nodorum SN15, 216 nucleotides. RefSeq lists its product as hypothetical. The coding region runs from base 1 to 216 and encodes 71 amino acids. NCBI's taxonomy places the organism in Eukaryota, Fungi, Ascomycota, Dothideomycetes, Pleosporales, Phaeosphaeriaceae. The transcript has 2 exons. The record is from RefSeq and is a predicted model, not a curated record.
AUGGCCAGCUUCGGAAUGAUUUUCGCUACGCUCGCACUUGUAUGUUUCGUCCCUCAUUGUUCUAAUGUUGCAGAAACAGCCACUAUGAAGCCACCAUACUUGAGCUGUCAUACUGAUUUUGAUGGUCGUGGCGAGGAUAUGUCUGCACAAAGGCAAGGCGAGUCCAAGGCAAAUGGAAACAUGCGUGUCGUCUUAUCGUUGCUACAGUAUCCUUGA